AUGGCAUUUUGCACCGCCAACGAAAGCAGUAUCCACGAUUGCGAGGCUGCCGCUCACAAAGCAACUAGCAGCUGGUUCGAUACUGUGGAUCGCAACGCACUCCCUCCAAUCUUCCCGCUGGUCCCGCUGGAACCUCCGUGUUCAGCCGAAAGGCUAUGGAACGCGCUCAAGAAAGUAAAUGAGGUCUGGAAACAACUAAUGCCAUCCGAGGACUUUGUCAACGAACGAAUGCACCAGAUCGUCACAGCGAAGGAAGUCUUUUACAGCCAAAUGCUCGUCUUCCGCGUCUGGCAGCUGCCAUCGCCGCAGACUGGCGUAGCGAAGGCCUCCGCACAGAUGAUCCACCUAUACUCACAAGCAAUCCGGCAGAUCAAUGACAAGUUGAGUCAAGAUGCAGAGGUGGCAUGCAGCGACUCGAUGAUAUUGGCCGUGAUGUACCUCUACUUCGUGUCAACCCACCCGCUCGACCUCUUCGCGAAGAACGGAGCAGCAGCACCGAGCGCUUCUCGAAGAAAUACUCGGCCGGAUGUUCACCAAGGGCCGUUGAACGACCUGAGGGCACUUCGACUUGGUGGUGGGCAUGUCGAUGCUGGCAACGAGCAUCGAAAGGGGCUGGAGAGGAUGAUCGAGCUUCGCGGCGGUGUCAAAGCGAUCCGUGCCCCCGGCAUUGCCCAGAGCUACUGCUACGGCGACACAACGGUCUCUUCUGGCCUAUUGCGUGUUCCUCGUUCUGACUUCGUUCCAUUCCUGGAUCCUGAUUACUUAUGGAAUAGUCUCGCGGAGGGCCGUCGACCAGAUCACCCGCUGAAGUCAAUGGGCACUGCAUUCACUGAAGCACUUGCUCAUCAACAGACCAACCCAAGCAAGAUUCUUACUGAGGUCAGCAAGUCACUCGAGAAUCUGGUAUUGUAUUCCCUGCAAGCCGACGACUACGUGGCCGGCAAACGCACCGCGCCAACGCUCGACGUGAUGGCUGACCAGCGAAACAUGAUUCAGCACAGACUCAUGAGCCUCAUGCACAUACAUGACACUCCAGAAAGCACAUCACCACUCAUCAGGCUCUGCCAUCUGGCUAGCUUGGUGUACAGCUUCCUCUGUGUGUUUCCGGUUGGCCAUGCUCCAUUCCGGGCACUUGUCUUCCGCAUUAGAUCUGUGAUAACUGAGGCAGUCGGAAGAGCCACAUGCCCAACAGCAAGACAGUACCUAGUGCUGUGGGCUUUGUGCCUGACGGGCAUUGUGGUUGAGCCUGGGACCGGAAGUAGCACGUGGGCCCUCACUAUGUUGGACGAAUACUUGGAGCGCCUCGAGAUCAUCAGCUGGAAAGCAUUUAGAGAUGCGAUGUUGGGAUUCUUAUGGCUUCCGAUCACCAACGAUCAAGAUGGCAUCCAUCAGACAAACUAUCCACAGAUCAGCUACCAUUCCGAUAACAGACACAACAACUUUCAUCAUUUCAAUCAGCAAGAUCCAACCACCGAAAUGAAAGCCUGGACAUUUUCUCGGCGAGGUCACCCUCUCACCACCCUUGAACUCACCACAGUCCCCACCCCAGAAGUGUUAUCAUUAAAGGACGAUGAAGUCCUCGUGAAAGUCUCGCACGCCUCACUGAAUCUCUUCAGCUCGCUUCUCGCCUGGGUCGUGCCUUCAUUCGUCCGGACAAAGCCCUCAGUCCUCGAAACCGAUUUCUCAGGUCGAAUUGUUGGCGUUGGCAAAUCCAUCAACCAUGUCAGCGUUGGCGACGACGUCUUCGGCGUGCUACAAGGCGGUCACCACAUCAAGCAGGGUCGCGGCGCAAUAGCAGAGUAUGUCAUCGCCUCGAGAGACGAAGUCGUGGCCAAGCCAAGCAACAUUUCCUUCGCUGAAGCCGCUGGUCUAGGCACAGUCGGCGUGACUGGGUUCUUCAUGGCAAGCAAGUCCGGGCUGAAGACCGGCGACCGUGUCUUUGUCAAUGGUGGCAGUGGCGGUGCCGGGCUCUCGGUCCUGCAGGCCGUGCGCGAGCUCGUCGGCCCCGAAGGCACGAUCGUCACUACCUGCUCCGCCAAGAACACCGACCUCGUCAAGACCUUCGGCGCGGACGAAGUCAUCGACUAUACACAACAUGCCGACCUGCCUACAUACCUGAAACAGCAAUACAGCAGCAAGCCCUUCGACGCCAUUCUCGACACAGUCGGCACAGGACAAAGCCAAGCAAUCUACAACAACUCACCCGCCUACCUCGCCCAAGGCAAACCCUACCUGACAAUCGGCUCACCCAUGGGCGAUGGCUUGACUGUCACGAAUCUGCUGAAGAACAUCUCAAACCUGCUUCAAAACAACGCCUGGCCACGUGUCCUUGGCGGAACGCCGCGAUACUGGGAGUUUGUGGACUCGUCGGGUGCUGGACCGGAGGUGUUGAAGCGGUUGAGUGCUGCGAUUGCGGAUGGGAAGCACAGGGGGCAGAUUGAUCAGGGUGGGAAGGUGUGGGCGUUUGAGGAUGCGAAGAAGGCGUUGGAGAGGUUGGUGAGUCGGAGGGCGCAGGGGAAGGUUGUUGUUAAGGUGCAGGAAUUGUGA
Molecule: messenger RNA, 2547 nt
Organism: Cyphellophora attinorum
Lineage: Eukaryota; Fungi; Ascomycota; Eurotiomycetes; Chaetothyriales; Cyphellophoraceae
Product: Zinc-type alcohol dehydrogenase-like protein
Exons: 4
Coding region: 1-2547 (848 amino acids)
Cellular component (GO): mitochondrion
Molecular function (GO): oxidoreductase activity
Source: RefSeq, a predicted model, not a curated record